AUGCGCAAGGAAAAGAUUAUUUUAACGUAUCAUACAAUUACUGACAGUUCAAUAUUUUCUCGAUAUUCUAGUUUUUCUAAACUACAGCGCGUAGUAGCUUAUAUUUUAAGAUUUAAUCAUAAUUCUAGAAAUAAGGAUAAACUAGAUAAGGGUCUUUCCCAUAACGAGUUGGAAAGAGCUACUCUGGUAUUGUGUAAAAUGGUUCAGGCACUGGAGUUUCCAGUAGAACUAGCUCUUUUAUGUCAGAGCAAGUCGAUUCAUAAAAAUAGUAAUAUUUUAUCAUUAGAUCCUUUUAUAGAUAAGGAUGGUCUUAUUAGAGUAGGAGGGCGACUUAAACAUUCAUCUCUAACAUUCGAACAAAAACAUCCUAUUUUGUUGCCCGGAAAACACAUAUUAACAAAGCUUUUAAUAAAACACGAGCAUCAUAAAUGUUUACACGCCGGUAGUCAAUUAAUUCUUGCACGAUUGCGUACUAAAUUUUGGCCAAUUAAUGGUCGUAAUGCUGUUCGCAGUGUAUUAAAGAAUUGCCUCACGUGCUUUAAAACCAAUCCAAAAACAGCGGUUCAAAAAAUGGGUGAUCUACCUGAAUCGCGAAUCACACCUUCUAGGGCGUUUUAUCAUUGUGGCAUUGAUUACACUGGAUUUUACAAUUUAAAAGACGGAAAAUCAAGAACACGGACUUUAGUUAAAUGUUAUUUAUGUAUAUUCGUUUGUCUAGCUACUAAGGCCGUACAUGUUGAGUUAGUUUCCGAUCUUACUACUGAAACAUUUAUGAACGCGUUUAAGAGAUUCGUAUCUCGGAGAGGUCUAUGUCGACAUAUUUAUACUGACAACGGUACUAACUUUGUUGGUGCUCAUAACAACAUGCAAGACGUUUAUAAGAUAUUAAAAAACUUAAACGAUAAUGAAAAGUAUUAUAACUAUUUUAAAGAUCAUAUUAUCGAAUGGCAUUUCAUACCUGCAAGAUCUCCUCAUUUUGGAGGCAUGUGGGAAGCGGCAGUAAAAUCGUUUAAACAUCAUUUAAAACGAGUUGUUACAGAUGCUAGUUUAACGUUUGAGGAAUUUUACACGGUCUUGACUCAAAUAGAGGCGAUUUUAAACUCCAGACCUUUAUCCCCUCUUUCAAAUGACCCUUUAGACCUUUACCCAUUAACCCCAGGACAUUUCUUAAUUGGCGAUGCUCUGGUCUCAGUUCCUCAACAACCAGUAGUUGAUAUACCAUUGAACCGAUUGUCCCACUACAAGAAACUACAACAAAUGGUGCAGAGUUUUUGGAACCGCUGGUCAAAUGAGUAUCUGCAUACCCUACAGCAACGUUCCAAAUGGAAGGAGGACAACUGCAACGCGUUGCCAUCGGCUCGCUGGUUCUCCUCAAGGACGAAAAUCUUCCCCCCAUGA
Sitophilus oryzae (rice weevil) is the source of this 1398-nucleotide messenger RNA. RefSeq lists its product as uncharacterized. Gene Ontology annotation, biological process: DNA integration. Gene Ontology annotation, molecular function: nucleic acid binding. The coding region runs from base 1 to 1398 and encodes 465 amino acids. The transcript has a single exon. NCBI's taxonomy places the organism in Eukaryota, Metazoa, Arthropoda, Insecta, Coleoptera, Curculionidae. The record is from RefSeq and is a predicted model, not a curated record.